AUGACGGAGUUUCCUCGGCUUAUCGCUCGUGUUGAUGUGGAAGGGCGUUCUGCCAUUUCGCCGUCCCUCGAGAAAACUGAAGCACUUGGAGACGAGCAGGCGUCGGGAUUUGGCAACGGCAGCGUCGUCGGGAAGUUAAGAGUAUCAUCACAGAUAAGCAAUGGCCCAAUAAUACUGAAUGUGGAUUGUGACAUGUACUCAAACAACUUACAAUCAAUCAAAGAUGCAUUGUGCUUCUUUUUUGAUGAAGAGAAGGGACAUGAAACUGGCUUUGUGCAAUACCCUCAAAAUUAUGACAACAUCACCAAGAAUGAUUUAUAUGAUAAUUCCCUCAAAGUUAUCAACAAGGCAGAACAUCCUGGAUUGGAUAGUUGGGAAGGAACACUAUAUAUUGGGACAGGGUGUUUCCAUAGAAGAGAAGCUCUUCAAGGGAGGAAAUACAGCAAAGGUUACAUUGAAGAUUGGAAAAGAGGAGUUGAUAGAAAAAGUGUGGAUAGUGCUAGUGUUUUGGAAGAAAAAGUAAAACAUCUUGCUAGUUGUACCUAUGAGUUCAACACUUUAUGGGGCAAAGAGAUUGGUUUGAGGUAUGGGUGUGCAGUGGAGGAUAUUUUAACAGGGUUGGCCAUGCACUACAAUGGAUGGAAGUCCAAAUUCUUAGACCCUGAAAGAAAGGCCUUUUUAGGAGUAGGUCCCAAUGAACAAACUCUAAUCCAAUUCAAGAGAUGGAGUGAAGGCAACUUUCAGAUACUCCUGUCAAAGAACAGUCCUCUUUUAUUUGGUUACCAAAAAAUCAAGUUUGGUGCUUGCAUGGGCUACUCCAUCUAUGGCCUUUGGGCUGUUAACUCAUUCCCAACUCUUACAUACCUUCUCAUACCUCCUCUUUUCCUUCUCAAUUGCAUCUCCUUAUUCCCAAAGGUAUCAUCUCCAUGGUUCAUACCAUUUGUUCUUGUGUUCAUUACUAAGCAUGUAUACAGCCUAAUUGAGUCACUAUACUCUGGUAAUACUUUCAAAGGGUGGUGGAAUGCACAAAGGAUGUGGGUCAUGAAAAGAAUAACAUCAUUCCUCUAUGCCUUAAUUGACAACAUCUUGAAGCUCUUUGGUGCAUCUAAAUUAGCAUUCACCAUCACAGCCAAGGUCAGUGAUGAAGAUUCCUCGAAACGUCUUGAGAAUGAUACUGACUGAAGGUUAUGUUGAUGGUGCAUUGUUGAUUCAAGUGGUGCUCUGUGGAUUAGUA
Dioscorea cayenensis subsp. rotundata (Guinea yam) is the source of this 1234-nucleotide messenger RNA. Its product is annotated as cellulose synthase-like protein E6. The record is from RefSeq and is a predicted model, not a curated record. NCBI's taxonomy places the organism in Eukaryota, Viridiplantae, Streptophyta, Magnoliopsida, Dioscoreales, Dioscoreaceae. Gene Ontology annotation, biological process: cellulose biosynthetic process; plant-type primary cell wall biogenesis. Gene Ontology annotation, molecular function: mannan synthase activity; cellulose synthase (UDP-forming) activity. Gene Ontology annotation, cellular component: trans-Golgi network; plasma membrane.